CUGCUCACGAGCAGCGUCCGUGGCUCUCUCGAACCCUCUUGCAGAAUAUCUGUGUUCCCUCCUGCCUGCAGCUUCGUCUUCCCUUGCAAGGAAGCAUUUCUCUAAGGCCGGGAUAUCUGCGAGAGGGUUCGCCGGGCUGCGUACGAAGGCUUAGGCUGUGCAGGGAAGCAGAUACAGAGCCGAAAUCCGACAGCAGAACACGAAGCAAGCGGUCACGAUGCAGGCCUGUGCCCAAGUUGCCUUCUUGCCUUCGUGUUCUUUGGUGGCUGGCACACCUGCCAACAGUGUGCAAAACCACCAAGUCUCUGGUAGCCGAUAUGCAGCAGUCGCUCCUUCCAAGCAUCAAUUAGACUGCUCAUGGAGUUUGAGAGGGAUCACUCUUCUUGAUAGGAGCAAAGUUACCUCAAGUCCAGCUCAGUCGAGGAGGAACUUCAUAAGAGCCGCAACUGGAGAAUCAGCAACUACUUCGAGCUCCGUCAAAGCCCCGGUUCUGCCAGGAAUCGGAAGUGUACCAAAGGACAGAGUUAAGCACAUCACGACGGUAGAAGAGUUCGACGAGGCGCUCAGAUUAGCCAAAAACAAGCUUGUGGUUGUGGAGUAUGCUGCCACUCACAGUGCUAACAGUCGCAAAAUCUACCCCGCCAUGGUGGAGCUCAGCAAAUCCUGUCAGGAUGUUGUUUUCCUGUUGGUUCUCGGAGACGAGACUGAAGGCACCAAAGAGCUGUGCGACCGAGCUGGUGUAGAGACUGUACCCCACUUUGUAUUCUAUAGGAACCAGGAGAAAAUCCACGAAGAGAAGGGAGUUAGCGCCGACACCCUAGAGGGCGAUGUGCUGUACUAUGGAGAUAUCAAUGCGCCCAUCCAUCAGGUCAAGACGAAACAGGAUUUCGAUAUUCUGCUCAAGGAGCAUGCGUCGGACAGCAAGCUGGUGGUAAUUGAUAUUGGACUGAAGAGCUGCGGGCCUUGUGUAAAAGUGUACCCGACGGUGGUCAAGCUGGCCAAGAAGUUAUCCGAUAGCACCAUCUUUGCCCGCAUGCACGGUGAUGAGAAUGAGGACUGCAUGGACCUCCUCCGAUCCAUGGAUGUUGUGGAAGUGCCGACCUUCCUUUUCAUUCGAGACGGCAAGCCGCUCGGUCGCUAUGUGGGUUCCGGCAAAGGGGAGCUGAUUGGAGAAAUUCUUAGAUACAAUGGCGUCCGAGUGACCUACUAAUUGAACUGAUUGUGUGACCCAAUCAUUAUACUCUUACGAGCUGCAUUCUCUUAUUCAAUGCCGCUUGCUUCUGCUCUUCUAUAAAGGUUACCAUCUUUAGAACUUGAAAUAGAUUUGGAAUGUUUUAGUUCUCGCGUAUCUCCUCUUUCGCCUCGAUGCUUUCCGUUAACAAGUCUGCACAGGGUUGUGAAAGUCCUCUUUUGACGUUCGUCGCAUACAGAGAGCUGGAUGGUAUUCUACUCCCAUGUUCAGCUCCGAGCCCGUGCUUAUCUUUAGACAGGAUAGAGCAAGAGGUGAGAAGCUCUUAAGAUUGCUCCGAGGAGCACGCUUCAAUGCAGUACCCAAAUGAGAUGUAACCAAUUCUUCACUUUUGAAGGCCGUGAUCUGGCAGUCUAAGACAUUCUUACUACGAAAUCUCCAAGAUUUUCCCUUAUCUAAGAUAUUGGCCCACAGGAGAUUCUGAAAUCUUCCACCCGCUUCGUUGUGCUGUUCCUUGUAUCAUGGAUGGCCUUCCGUGUGUUUGGGAAGUAUGAUUGCCCUCACUUAUCAGUCACGUAAUGUUCUACAAUCAUGCGCUAUCCGGGGAAAGGCUAAAUCUAAUUUACAGCAAGAAGUGUCCUUUUCAGCGACUACGCUAGUCUCAUCUUUUGACAUCCCAUGGUUGGUUCAUGGUCCUCGCAGACACUUAUGCCAAGAAUCUGAUGUUCACGCUGAUCGUGGUUCAACAAACUUGACCACCGUCAAGCUUGAAUCAUUUUAAUAUCUUCUGCAUCUUAAUUGCGCUAGGAGUGAACAUGCUCCACCCACAAGUCCGAAAUGAGGAGUGUGGAAAGAAAAAGUGAGGCUCCGACAAUAUUUUCUUUAAGAAAAUAGUACAUGAUUGUCAGUCAUUUAAGUGUUAACUUGUUAUGACCAACUCUUCUUGCUCUACAAAGCAACAGCAAGAAGAAACUGGGCAGGAAAAUAUGAUUUAAGUUUGAGUGUACCCUGUCCUGUAUCU
Molecule: messenger RNA, 2210 nt
Organism: Marchantia polymorpha subsp. ruderalis
Lineage: Eukaryota; Viridiplantae; Streptophyta; Marchantiopsida; Marchantiales; Marchantiaceae
Source: the annotation of a GenBank genome assembly